AUGAACGAAUACAUGAGAUUUACUCUUGGAAAUUUUACACCUUCUCAAAUGGUAACUUAUGGAAACUAUGUUAUAUAUCUAACAGAAAUGUGUCUUUUAUUAAUUGGAAUUUUGGAAAUGACAAUUCUUACGGUAGCAAUUAGUUUAACAGCUUGUCUUCAUCUAAAUCUUCGAAUUUUAUUGAUUAAUUCAUGUGUUGCUUUUAUAAUUAUGGGAAUUGGUCGAGCAAUGAUUGCUAUUCCUCUUUGUAUUGCUCAUGUUACAAAUUUAGAUAUUUCAAGUGAAGUUUCCCACAUCAAUUCAUCUUCCUUAUUUAUUCUCAAAUUUUUAGGCCAUACAUAUUGUUUUAUUGCAAAUUCAGUUCAUCAUGCUUCAGCAGAUGCAACUUGUUUUUCAUUUUUCUUUAUAAUGUUGGAACGAGUUGCUGGAACUAUUUGGUCAAAAAAUUACGAGAAAAUCAAAUUUCAUUGGUUUUCAAUUAUUUUUGCUUUUUCUCAAUGGUUUAUCCCAUUUAUCAUGAUUUUUGGAAGUUAUUUAGAUCGAGCAAAUCGAAUGGAUAUAUUUCAUCGAUUUCCCCAUUUACCGUGUCAAAUUGAGUAUUUGACUCCGAAAUUGUUCAUGUUAAAUAUUUAUUGUAUUGCUUUUGGUUACCUGAUAGCAAUUAUAGUGAGCCUAAUAUUGUUUUUGUCUGCAGAAAAUGUAAUUUGUUCAGGGUUUAAUAAUAAUUUUCAAAUUAAAUAUCAAAAAGUAUAAUCGAGUUGCAAUAACAAAUUUAAGCGAAAGAUAUCAAUUAUCAGAAAAUAUUCGAGCAACUCAUUUAUUAUUUCCACUGUUAUUUCUUAUGCUUAUAUUUUCAGCAUUUGGUGUUUCAGUUUUAAUUUAUGGAUCUUAUUGGAUGUCAGUUAUUCUAGAAGAUCCACGAAAUUAUGAAAUUGGUGCUAAAUAUUUCGGAAAAGGUGCCGAAGCUUCACAGCUUUUUGAUAUAAUCACUGCGUUGUAUACAAUAUCUUUUCCGAUUUGCACUUUUAAAUGUCAUCCGAAUUUAUUCAAUCGAUUGAGGACUGUUGUUUGUAACACAACACCGGUAAGAAGCAUUUUUGAAAAUUUGUAAUUCUUGACGUUUGCGCGAGAACCGUAUUGUGCUACAGUAAUCUCAAAAAAUUGAUUUCUACAGUAAUCCUAAAAAUUGGACCAAAUUUCUAUAAAUUUUGAGCUACCUCUCUAUAAAUUUACUGGAAAUUCAAAUCUACAGUACCUUGAGUUAGUUGUGAAGUCUUAAGAUUUUGAACUUCAGUCAGAAGUUUGUGCAUUUUUUGAAACUGCUGGAGGCUGCCCAUAAAAUAAAUACGUGUAAAGAUCAAAUAUUUCUUGCAGUCAGUUCGACCAUCUCAACUAAAUAAUAUUCGUGGUUUCGAAAUGACAACAUCAUCAAUCAGUGCGCAAACAGCUUUUCAUUUUGAUUCCCUUCAACAAAUUUGGAAUGCAUAA
Molecule: messenger RNA, 1488 nt
Organism: Caenorhabditis angaria
Lineage: Eukaryota; Metazoa; Nematoda; Chromadorea; Rhabditida; Rhabditidae
Source: the annotation of a GenBank genome assembly